Pistacia vera is the source of this 2185-nucleotide messenger RNA. RefSeq names its product beta-glucosidase 47-like. Gene Ontology annotation, biological process: carbohydrate metabolic process. The transcript has 12 exons. Gene Ontology annotation, molecular function: beta-glucosidase activity. Lineage: Eukaryota; Viridiplantae; Streptophyta; Magnoliopsida; Sapindales; Anacardiaceae. The record is from RefSeq and is a predicted model, not a curated record.
ACCACUCUUUAUGUCUUUACAAGUAGAGAACUACCUCAGUUUCAUUUUAAUGGAGAAUUCAUUUCUAUAUCAAUCUUUAUUCCAAUGGUUUUGGAUUCUAAUGCCACUGGUUUCAUGUAGUGACAAAAAUAUCUCUUUGAAAGGUGAAACGGAUACAUAUGAAUCUCCUUUCCCGGAAAAUUUCCUCUUUGGAACUGCAUCUUCUUCUUAUCAGUUUGAAGGGGCUUUCUUAACUGAUGGUAAAGGCCUUAGCAACUGGGACAAUUUUACUCACCAACCUGGUAAUAUCAUGGAUGGAAGUAAUGGAGAUGUUGCUAUUGAUCAUUACCAUCGAUAUCUGGAAGAUGUGGAUCUCAUGGAUUAUGUUGGAGUCAAUAGUUACCGUUUCUCUAUAUCAUGGGCAAGGUUUUUAAAAGAGGGAAGAUUCGGAGCUGUGAAUAAGGCUGGCAUCGAUCAUUAUAACAAGUUCAUCAAUGCUCUUCUGCUCAAAGGGAUCCAACCCUUUGCGACAUUGACUCAUUAUGACAUUCCUCAGGGACUUGAUGACAGAUAUAGAGCUUGGCUAAGUCCUGAAGUGCAGGAAGAUUUUGAAUAUUAUGCAGACAUUUGUUUCAAAUGCUUUGGAGACAGAGUGAUGUACUGGGCCACCUUCAACGAACCCAAUGUUGCAGUCAUUCGUGGCUAUAGGUCAGGGAUUUACCCACCAUCUAGAUGCUCUGGCCUGUUUGGGAAUUGUAUUAAUGGGGAUUCAGAGAGAGAGCCUUUUAUUGCAGCUCACAACAUUAUCUUAUCUCAUGCAGCUGCUGUCAGUAUAUACAGAACUAAAUACCAGAAAGAACAGGGAGGUAGCAUUGGUAUUGUUGUGAAUACCAUGUGGCUUGAACCUAUCAGCGACUCCUUGGAAGACAAAUCUGCAGCUGAGAGAGCUCAAGCUUUCUAUAUGAACUGGUUCUUAGAUCCAAUUGUAUUCCAGAGAUAUCCAUCAGAAAGGCAUAAAAUUCUAGGAUUUAAUCUGCCUGUAUUUUCCAAAUCUGGUCUGGAAAAGCUGAAGAAUGGAUUAGACUUCAUUGGUAUCAAUCAAUAUAGCAGUUUCUAUGUAAAAGACUGCAUUUUUACCAAAUGUGAACCAGGGCCAGGAAAUUCUAAGACAGAAGGCUUCACAUUGUGGACUGCACAAAAAAAUGGCAUCUUCAUUGGAGAACCCACGGAUAUAGAUUGACUAUAUAUUUACCCUCAAGGACUGGAAAAAGUAGUAACAUAUAUAAGGCAGAAGUACAAUAAUAUUCCAAUGUACAUAACAGAAAAUGGAUUUGGUGAAAAGGACAUUCCCCUUUCGUCCACCGAAAUUUCAAUCAAUGAUGUCAAGAGGGUGGAGUACAUGAACAGCUACUUGGAUGCCUUAGCAGUUAGCAGCGGCAUUGGAUUUGAUAACAUUAUCAGGAAAGGAGCAGAUGUACGAGGAUGCUUCGCUUGGUCAUUGCUCGACAACUUUGAGUGGAAGGAUGGAUAUACAGUGAGGUUUGGACUUCACCAUGUUGAUUAUGCCACUCUCAAGAGAACUAAAAGACUAUCAGCAAUUUGGUAUAAACAGUUCAUUGCUAAACAUAAGGCUCAGAAAAGGUAUAGUGCUAAAGCAUGAUCCAGAAAAGGCAGGAGGAAUGAAUCCUUGGAAUGUGUUGAUGUUGUAAUGCAACAAGUAACUUAGCUUGUAGUAAAGGGGCUUUUGAUGCUCCUUUUUGUGAAGUGAAAUGGAAGUUGUGUCAAUAAUGGUGAAGUAUUGAAAGUGUUCUCACAAAGCAAAGCAAUGGAAACAUGGAAUAUAUGAUAAUAGAAAUGGAUUCUCCUAACCUAAUCACUGGUAUAUAAUUGGCACAUUAUUAAUUAAUUAAUUUGGAGGGCCAAAAUGUUGGUUAAAAGUCUUGACAGGAAAUCUAACAGUUGAAAAACAUAAUCUUUUAAAGGGACCUAGCUAUAUUCUAUCUAAUAAUGUCAUAGAUUAGAACCCGAUUCAAAUUCUUAGGCAAAAAUAAUUCAAAUAGUUCACUCACUUGUUUUCUUUUGAUUGCAUAACAGUCAAAUCAUAUAGAAAUUUUCGGAACCCAAAUCUUAUAAUUAAUUAAUAUGUCCUUUUCUCUGCUUCAUGGGUUAUAAGAAGAAGCAUGCAUAUAAAAUGAAGGUUGUUUCA